Silurus meridionalis is the source of this 2410-nucleotide messenger RNA. RefSeq names its product transmembrane anterior posterior transformation 1a (gene tapt1a). Gene Ontology annotation, cellular component: endoplasmic reticulum membrane; ciliary basal body. The coding region runs from base 69 to 1838 and encodes 589 amino acids. Gene Ontology annotation, biological process: maintenance of protein localization in endoplasmic reticulum; positive regulation of cilium assembly. Lineage: Eukaryota; Metazoa; Chordata; Actinopteri; Siluriformes; Siluridae. The transcript is spliced from 15 exons. The record is from RefSeq and is a predicted model, not a curated record.
ACAACCAAACAAGGCGGAAGUGCUCGGAAAGCGGGUAGGGUGCAAAGGAUAUAGGCUUCAAGCUAAAAAUGGCGGACUUCGGAGGUUUGUUUGAGGGGAAAGAUCGAGAGAAGGAGAGCUCGGAGCGGCUGAGAAGGAGGUCCUGGAGAAAGGUGGUAGGGAGCGGUAAAGGCGUCUCUGGAACAGACAUGGCGGAAACUCUGGGCUCUUAUGAUGGACGGGGUGCGGAGGAGGAGCGGCGCGAGGGCUCAGACAAACAGGACGCAGACGAGCCGUCUCUCCUGAGGUUCAUGUGUGCCGAGUUGACCCGAGGCUACUUCCUAGAGCACAACGAGGCCAAGUACACCGAGCGCAGGGAAAGAGUCUACACGUGCAUGAGGAUCCCUAAAGAACUGGAGAAGCUCAUGAUGUUCGGCUGCUUCCUGUGCCUCGACGCGUUCCUCUACGUGUUCACUCUACUCCCCCUCCGAACCCUGCUUGCCUUCCUCAGACUGCUGACCAUCCCCUGCUGUGGCCUCGGGGCACAUGUGUGCCCCUACUGCAGAAGGAGCAGCAGCUCACGGUUUCUGCAGCCAUCCCAGGUGUGUGACCUGCUGAAGGGCCUGAUCAUGGUGCUGUGCUGCUCCAUGAUGCACUACGUGGAUUAUGCCAUGAUGUACCACCUAAUCCGAGGACAGUCCGUCAUCAAACUCUACAUAAUCUACAACAUGCUGGAGGUGGCAGAUCGUCUCAUCUCCUCCUUCGGCCAGGACAUUCUAGACGCUCUGUACUGGACGGCAACGGAGCCGAAGCCCAGGAAAAGAUCUCACAUUGGAGUCAUUCCACAUUUCAUCAUGGCUGUUUUUUAUGUCUUUCUGCAUGCCAUCCUCAUCAUGGUCCAGGCGUCUACGUUAAACGUGGCCUUCAACUCCCACAACAAGUCUCUGCUGACCAUCAUGAUGUCCAACAAUUUCGUGGAGAUCAAAGGAAGCGUCUUUAAAAAGUUUGAGAAAAAUAACCUCUUUCAGAUGUCGAACAGCGACAUCAAGGAACGCUUCACCAACUGUAUCCUGCUCCUGAUUGUGUGUCUGAGGAACAUGGAGCAGUUCUCCUGGAAGUCAGAUCACCUGUGGGUCCUGCUUCCAGACGUCAUCAUGGUGGUGGCCUCGGAAGUGACUGUGGACGUCGUGAAGCACGCGUUUAUCACCAAAUUCAACGACAUCACAGCGGACGUGUACAGUGAAUACAAAGCCAGCUUGGCCUUGGAGCUGGUCAGCAGCCGGCAGCAGUAUGCGUACACAGACUACAGUGACUCAGUGGCCAGGAGAAUGGGCUUCAUCCCACUGCCUCUGGCGGUUCUGCUGAUCCGAGUGGUGAUGAGCUCCGUGAAGAUCCAGGGAGCACUCGCGUCCGUCAGUCUGCUGCUCUUCUACCUUGGAAUGAUCACGCUGAAGGUGUUGAACAGUAUCGUUCUGCUCGGGAAAUCCUGUCACUACGUUAAAGAGGCCAACAUGGAGGAGAAGCUGUUCGAUAAACCCAAAACUCCAGCGCCGAAAAAGUGCCCUAGAACACCCAGCCAUGCUACAUCUCCUCCUCCGUCAGAAAAGCCAAAAGCCCAGCGUCCCACCCCCUUCUUCACUUCCAUCACCAAGCAACCUACCCCACGCACACCACAGCCCCCCUCCCCAACCCCGAACCCUGUCGCCAUGGAAACCAGCCAGUCAGCUCCAGAGAUUCCCUCUAAAGCAGAGGAGGACAGCGGCGCGACUCCUCACUGCACCGAGCUGAAACACAGAACGCCAAACAAAGACCUGCUGGAGAUCGAUCGCUUCACCCUGUGCGGAAACCGCAUACUUUGACCUCCACAGCUCCGACUCAGAGACAAGACCCGGACACGCCGCUCGUCCCCGGGGUAGAGAGGCGGCGAGAUGCACAGGACCAGUCCAGAGAAAAAGUAACGAACAUUCCAGUGACUGAGAAUUCGCUGUCCAUGGCAGCCUGGCAGAGUCACAUGACCCAGAGUCCUGAUAGGGGUGGGGUCCAGGAUCCCUUGCAUUGUUUCAGACUCGAAUCGAGUUGAGCACGCAGUAUUUCAAUGCAGUGGAUCUGCGCUGCUCUGAACAUUCUGCCGUAAUUUCAGAAGAAAAAAAACUAACCAUACAAGAGAGAUGAUGAAAUCAUGUGAAGUUGAGGCAACUCAGUGAUAUAUUGGGGUCCAAGACGAAAAUGGUUCAUAUUGCUGUAAAAUAAACAGCAAUAUUUUAUACAUAAAAAUGCAUUUGUAUGCAUAUAUUUUUUUUUACUUGGAGGAACAUCAGUUUUACAUAAUAUUUAAGAACUUUCUCUUUCAAGGUGGUGUUUGUUUCUCUUAUACUACAGCAAUAUUCCAGCAUUCCCCAACAUUUUUAUGUAUUAAAUAAUGUCAGCUGUA